Colletotrichum spaethianum is the source of this 1329-nucleotide messenger RNA. RefSeq names its product aryl hydrocarbon receptor nuclear translocator. The transcript is spliced from 3 exons. The coding region runs from base 1 to 1329 and encodes 442 amino acids. The record is from RefSeq and is a predicted model, not a curated record. Lineage: Eukaryota; Fungi; Ascomycota; Sordariomycetes; Glomerellales; Glomerellaceae. Gene Ontology annotation, molecular function: protein binding; RNA polymerase II transcription regulatory region sequence-specific DNA binding; DNA-binding transcription factor activity, RNA polymerase II-specific.
AUGGAGCAAACGUUUAUGACGAUUCAUUCCACGGACCCCAGCGCUGCUAUUCUGUUCGUGUCUGACUCAGUCUUCGACAUACUGGGUUAUACCCCUCAGGAGGUACAGGGGAAGUCAUGCUUUGACUUCUUUCACCCCGACGAGGUGCCUUUCGCUCGUUCUGUUCACAGUCGCGGCGUCCUACUGGAUAAGGCCGCCGUGCUUCACUAUGUUCGCAUCAUGUCGCGCGACGGCCAGUGGAUCCGUCGACUUUUCUCGAGCUCUCCCCGAGACCCCCGCUACCACAUGCUGGAGCAUCUGUCGCCCAAAUUCAGGAUGCCUCCCGUCGAGCGCGAGCCUCGCGCAGCCCUUAUCUUGAAUAGGUUCACUCGCACCCUGACUGUCAUGUUUGCAACCAAUGCCGUGUCUUCCAUCCUCGGUGUCCGACCAGACCAGAUCAAGGACAAGAGCUUUUACGAGUGCAUCCAGGAGAACUGUCUGCCGGAUGCCAUCCGGUGUCUCGAGAGUGCAAAGGCCAACGACUCGAUUGCCUACCUAAGAUUCUGGUAUAGAGAUCCGCGCCGGCCCGAGGACUUCGAUAACGAGGAUGAUGAGGAACACCAGAGCGGGAACUCGAGUGAUUCGGAUGGUGGCGGCGUUCAACUCGACGAUCAGCUUGAUGGUCGAAUGGACAUCGACGAAGAUGACACUCAGAUUAAGCAAGAGGACCAGACCCGGCCAGAGAUGUCACAUCACAGUUCCACGACAAACACAGCGACCACGAAUGCUUCGGGUUCGAGCAGUGGGACGCAGCAGACUGCGGCCUCUUCAGCUCCGUCCGUCGAUGGCGCGGCAGCCCAGCCAUCCGCGCCUGCUGACCGUCCGAGAAACCGUCGUCGAGAGCCGCCCGCGGCCUUUGAGCUGGAGGCUGUCGUGUCCUGCACGUCGGACGGCCUCGUUGUCGUGAUCCGCAAGGCGCGUCCCCCGAUUCCGGCGCCUCAUGCGCCACUGGUCGUGCCAACUUAUACCAACGGUCUAUUCGCUGCGCCUUGGGGCCAAUAUCCGAUUCGGCCUCAAGUCCCACAGGAAGCGCUCUACACGUUUAGGCCUCCUCUCAUGCCACAGUACAUGCCUCUGCGCGACAAUGUGAUGACGGCUGGAGGUCCACCAGUCGACCACCUCAUGAACUCCAUCAGAGACGUUGCUGUUUUUGCGUGGGCGCUGGUGGGAAUCAAUGGCAACCUCGCCACGUACACGCGAGGAUUACCGCGUGAUCAAGCCCAGCCUGACGGGCUACCUGUCUGGGACCCGAGCGCUGGAAGUGCCUCUCCGUCGUUGGGCGAAUUAUGA